AUGGCAAUGUCAAAAGAGUUAGUGAUCAGUAGUACUUAUUUUCCCCGAAAGAAUAUACACAAACACACAUGGGUAUCCCCAAAUGGAUUAACUAAAAACCAAAUAGAUCAUGCUAUGAUCAGUAAAAAACAUAUGAGCUGCAUAAGUAACGUGAGAAGUUAUAGAGGUGCAGAUGCGGAUACCGACCACUAUCUGAUUAUAGCCCAUUUCAGGAUAAGGCUAUCAUCGAAAUGGAAACGAUCAUCAAAAACGAACAACUCGAAAUUCAAUGUUGAAAUACUUAGAGACCAAGAAAUAGCAAAACAGUAUGAAAAACUAGUACAGAAGGAGAUAGGAAAAAACAGUGGGAAGAAUUCGACUGAGGAUAUUGAAAACCAAUGGAACCGAACAAAACAAAUCAUAACAGACUGCGCUUCAGUGCAUAUUAGUAAUAUACACGAAUGGGUUGAAGAUGGUGAAUUAGUAAAAUGUGAACAUGCACCACUAUCAAACGAUGAACAACGCAAUAAACUUUGGAUAAAUCAAAAUAGUGAAUCUCAUGAUGCUCUAAAAAAAAUAAUCACAGCUAAAGAUUUUAUAAAAGACUUGGCACAUGCUAAACAUUUUAUUCAUACAGGGUCUUUCCAAUCAGAGAAUGACGUAGACAAUAUGGAUUGUACCAUUGAAAAUAAUAUAUGUGAUGAACCUGAACCAACUUCAAGUUCAAAUAACAGCAAUGCGUUGGACUCUUAG
Molecule: messenger RNA, 732 nt
Organism: Acyrthosiphon pisum (pea aphid)
Lineage: Eukaryota; Metazoa; Arthropoda; Insecta; Hemiptera; Aphididae
Product: craniofacial development protein 2-like
Exons: 3
Coding region: 1-732 (243 amino acids)
Source: RefSeq, a predicted model, not a curated record